Callithrix jacchus (white-tufted-ear marmoset) is the source of this 6092-nucleotide messenger RNA. The record is from RefSeq and is a predicted model, not a curated record. NCBI's taxonomy places the organism in Eukaryota, Metazoa, Chordata, Mammalia, Primates, Cebidae.
AUGAGAGCAUUCAUGCUGGAGAGAAGCCAUACAAAUGUACUGAAUGUGGCAUGGCUUUCAGACAACAGACGGACAUCAGAACUCACCGAAGAAGCCAUGCUGGAGAGAAACCUUCCAAGUGUGACGAGUGUGGAAAAACCUUUACCAAGGCCUCUCACCUCACUCCACGUAAGAUCAUCCAUACUGGAGAGAACCCAUAUGAAUGUGAUGUACGUGGCAAACUCUUCAGCAAAAUUCAUCUGGAAAGUCACCGUAGGAUUCAUACUGGAGAAGAGCCUUACAAAUGUGAUGGGUGGCAAGGUCUUCAGUCAAAAUUCACACCCCGUAAAUCAUCGGAGAAUCCAUACUGGAGAGAGACCUUACAAAUGUGAUGAAUGUGGUAAGGCUUUCAGCAGGUGUUCACGUCUUAGUCAUCAUCGGAUAGUUCAGACUGCAGAGAACCUUCCAAAUGUACUGACUGAAGCAAGGCGUUUAAGCAUGGCCCUAAACUCAGCACUCACCAAAUAAUUCAUACUUGUAAAUGCAAUGAAUAUAGCAGUAUUUUAAAGCAGUGCUCACUACUCGUUAGAUAGGAGUAUCUAAUAUAUCUUGGGGAAAAGGCACACAAAAGUAAUGUGUGUGACAAGGAUUUUAUCUGAGGACCAAAAGUUGGAGAACAAAAUUCAUACUGGGCAGAAACCUUACAAAUGCAAUUAGCAUGGGAAAACCUUUACCACAGUUCAAGUAUGACAUGACAUCAGAGAGUCCAUAUUGAAAAGAAACCAUGUAAAUAUCAGGUAUGUGGCAGAGGCUCUAUUCAGGCUUCACAGUACGCUGGAUAUUAAAGUAUACAUCUUUUGCUGGCUGCGGUGCUCACGCCUGUAAUCCCAGCACUUUGGGAGGCUGGAGUGGGCGGAUCACUUGAGGUCAGGAGUUUGAAACCACCCUGGCCAACAUGGCAAAACCCUGUCUCUACUAAAAAUACAAAAAUUAGGCUGGGUGUGGUGGUUCAUACCUGUAAUCCAACCACUUUAGGAUGCCGAGACAGGUGAUCACAAGAGGUCAGGAAUUCAAGACCAGCCUGGCCAAGAUGGUGAAACCUCCAUCUCUACUAAAAAUACGAAAAUUAAAGCCGGGCGCGGUGGCUCAAGCCUGUAAUCCCAGCACUUUGGGAGGCUGAGACGGGUGGAUCACAAGGUCAAGAGAUUGAGAACAUCCUGGCCAACAUGGCGAAACCCCAUGGUGAAACAUGGUCUUUACUAAAAAUACAAAAAAAUUAGCUGGGCGUAGUGGCACACGCCUGUAGUCCCAGCUACUCGGGAAGCUGAGGCAGGAGAAUUGCUUGAACUGGGGAGGCGGAGGCUGCAGUGAGCCAAGGUUGUGCCACUGCACUCCAGCCUGGUGCCUGGUGACGGAGCAAGACUGUGUCUCAAAAAAAUAAAAUAAAAUAAAAUACAAAAAUUAGCCAGGUGUGCUGGUGGGCACCUGUAAUUCCUAGCUACUCGGGAGGCUGAGGCAGAGAAUUUCUUGAACCUGAGAGGCGGAGGUUGCAGUGAGCCGAGAUCACACCACUGCACUCCAGCCUGGGCAACAGUGCAAGACUCCAUCUCAAAAAAAAGGAAAAAAAAUUAGCUGGGCGUGGUGGCAGGUGCCUGUAAUCCCAGCUACUCAGAAGGCUGAGAUACAGGAAUUGCUUGAAGCCAGGAGGCAGAGGUUGCAGUGAGCCGAGACUGCACCACUACCCUCCAGCCUGGGUGACAGAACAAGACUCCAUCUCAAAAACAAACAAAAACAAAGUAUACAUCUUUUAGAUAAAUCACACAAAAGUAAUAUGAAUGCUAAGGCUUUUACCCAGUGGUCAAAACUGGCACAUCACAGGAUUUAUACUGGAAAGCAACCUCACAAAUGCAAUGAAAGCAGUAAAGCUAUUUGUUUUGGGGACAGGGUUUUGCUCUCGUCGUCCAGGCUGGAGUGCAAUGGUGUCAUCUUGGCUCACUGCAACCUUCGCCUCCCAGGUUCAAGUGAUUCUCCUGUCUCAGCCUCACGAGUAGCUGGGAUUAUAGGCAUGUAUCAUUAUGCCUGGCUGAUGUUUUUGUAUUUUAAGUAGAGAUGGGGUUUCACCAAGUUGGCCAGGCUGGUCUAGAACUCCCGACCUCAGGUGAUCUGCCUGCCACAGCCUCCCAAAGUGCUGGGAUUACAGGCCUGAGGCAGUGGUAAGGCUUUUUAUCAAAUGUCCCUGUCCUUCCAGUCAUGAGAAAAUUCAUACAGAAUCUAUUAAAAAUGUACUAAACAUGGAAAGACCUUUAAGCAAGUGAUGUCACGAAGGUGGUAGUUUUUAAAACCAACUCCCACAUCAGUCUCCACAUCAUAGAAUUCACAUCAGGAAUCACUAAGUCUCUAAUUCUCCAAAAUUAACUGGUAAUAUUACAAACUGCAGAAUAAUUCCAGGUCAAAAUAUGUUGUGUGUGUGUUUUUGUUUUUUUUUGAGAUGGAGUUUCACUCUUGUUGCCCAGGCCAGAGUGCAAUGGCGCCAUCUCAGCUCACCACAACCUCCGCCUCCCGGGUUUAAGUGAAACUCCUGUCUCAGCCUCCCGAGUAGCUGGGAUUACAGGCACGCACCACCACGCGUGGCUAAUUUUGUAUUUUUAGUAGAGAUGGGGUUUCUUCAUGUUGGUCAGACUGGUCUUGAACUCUGGACCUCAGGUGAUCCACCUGCCUCAGCCUCCCAAAGUGCUAGGAUUACAGGUGUGAGUCACUGCACCUGGCCAAAAUAUGUUAAAUUCAUAACAUGAUGUAUAUGAAAGGACACAUGGUAACAACGCAUCAUCUUCAGUUUAUAAAAUAUUCAUUUAUGUGAAGUUUCUUGGAAAGGCUACAUGACUACUAUUUGUUUCUAUCUGAAGUCUGAAAUCUGUCGAUGCCAUGCUUUUCUUAUAGGCCUUUCGUUAUGGUCUUUGGGAAGGAACCAAUAAAAUGAAAGGGCCUACUCCAUUAGGUGUGGUUCAUUCCUACCCAGGCUCCCUGAAGAACGAGGAUGCUGAAUUUAAAAAUGUAAUAUUGUAUGAAUUAGCAUCAGGGAUGGGUGGAGAAGAAUACAGACUCUAAGCCAUGCUAAUUGUGUUUAGUGUGUCCUUCUCCAGAGGGCCACUGGCUGGUCAGAAAGGAUGGCUGCUCUACCAGUUGACCAUGAGGUGGCAUGCCAGGACAUGAAGACACUGGGCUUUUUUUUUCUGUUUGAGACGGAUUCUCAGGCCGAGUGCAGUGGCUCACACCUGUAAUCCCAGCACUUUGGGAGGCCGAGGCAGGUGGAUCACGAGGUCAGAAGUUCAAGACCAGCCUGACCAACAUGAUAAAACCCCGUGUCUACUAAAAAUACUAAAAUAUUAGCUGGGUGCAGUGGCGCAUGCCUGUAAUCCUGGCUACUCAGGAGGCUGAGGCAGAAGAAUCGCUUGAACCUGAGAGGUGGAGGGUAAGGUGAGCUGGAAUUACGCCACUACACUCCAGCCUGGGCUACAAAAGCAAAACUCUGUCUCCAAAAAAAAAAAAAAGAUAGGGAGUCUCGCUCUUUUGCCCAGUGCAGUGGCAUGAUCGUGGCUCACUGCAACCUCUGCCUUCCAGAUUCAAAUGAUUCUCCUGUCUCAGCCUCCCAAGUAGCUGUGACUACAGGCACCCGCCACCAAGGGCACCUGUAUUUUUAGUAGAGACAGGGUUUCACUGUGUUAGCCAGGAUGGGCUCCAUCUCCUGACCUCGUGAUUGAUCUGUCUGCCUCAGUCUCCCAAAGUGCUGGGAUUACAGGCAUGAGCCACUGUGCCCAGCCUUGACACUGGGCUUUUUAUGAGAGUGACAGAUUAGUAGGACCUGGUUAAGUGGUAGAAGCAAUGCGGGGAAGUGGUGAUCAUCCUUAAAAAGCAAUAGGUGUUAUAUCUCAAUGAUUAAUGAAAAGUUAGUUAUUCUUGUAAAUUGAAGAAAGAAUGGUCAUCAGAGGGUAGUUCAAGCAAGAGAACCAGAGCUGGGCGUGGUGGUUCACACCUGUAUUCCCAGCACUUUGGGAGGCCAAGGAGGACAUCUCUUGAGGCCAGGAGUUUGAGACCAGCCUGGCCAACAUGACAAAACCCCGUCUCUACAAAAAACACAAUAGUUGCAGAUGUGGUGGUGGGUACCUGUAAUCCCAACUUCUGAGAAGGUUAAGGCAGGAGAGUCACUUGAACCUGGGAGACGGAGGUUGCAGUGAGCCGAGAUUGUGCCACUGCACUCCAGCCUGGGCGACAGAGUGAGACUCUGCUUCAAACAAAAACAAACAAAAGAACCAGAAGAGCAUGUGCACAUUUACAGGGACAUUUCACAAGUGGCAUUAUGUUUUACCAUUGUUUUAUUUAGAAUGUAUCAUAAGUUUUAUGCUCUAAUUAAAAUUUAAUCAUCACUUUUAAGGAACCCUGUUUCUUCUGCCACCACAGUUUCAUCGCCGCUCAGUUGGGGAUUUCACAACAGAGAGCAAUAGUGCACCGUUAGCCUCUCUACGUUGAAGGAAUCUCGCAGGGAAACGAGGUUGUGCUUUAACUGUGGUAACUGACAUCGUAUCCUCCCCUUUAAUUUGUUCUCAUCCAAAAUUAAUACAUAGAUUUUUCUUUAGUAAGAGAUUUUUCAAGUUUGCAUUUAUUUUUUCCUUGCUAUCACACUUUAAGAGCCACUGUUACUAGUGCUUUAUGUGUAAAACCUGAAUCUUAGGACUGUGAGGUUCAGUACUGAUGUUACUCACAUUUCACAGACGAGGAAACGUAGGACAAACGUGGUUUAAGGACUCACCCGCAUCCCUGUAAGGAUUCACAUUUGGCUGCAAAGAUGAGUGAUACGGUUUGGUAUUACUUUUUUUUUUUUUUUUUUUUUGACAGAGUUUCGCUCUUGUUGCCCAGGCUGGAGUGCAAUGGCACAAUCUCAGCUCACUGCAACCUUCGCCUCCCAGGUUCAAGUAAUUCUCCUGCCUCAGCCUCCCAAGUAGCUGCGAUUACAGGUGCCUGCCACCAUGCCUGGCUAAAUUUUGUAUUUUUUGUAGAGAUGGGGUUUCUCCACGUUGGUCAGGCUGGUCUUGAACUCCUGACCUCAAGUGAUCUGCUCGCCUAGCCUCCCAAAGUGCUGGGAUUAUGGGUGUGAGCCACCGCGCCCGGCCUGACCCCAGCUUCUUUCCUGGUCAUAGCUGCCCUAGAGGGUGACUAUGUUGGUAGGAAUAAAUUGGACACAGGUCAGACAAGGGCUACAAGGGCAUCUGCCAGCCUGAACAAGUUUUCUGUGGGAGGGAUACCUGUUCACAGGUGGGACACAGGCAUUAGGCUGUCUGCCAGGAUAAAGAAAUGUCCCAUAAAAAGCACAAUGCACAAAGCAUCCACAACCAAAUCCUGGAGGCUCAUUCGCACAGGGCUGUAUUUAUUUCCGGCCACUCUCCUGAGAGACCUUGAGACCAAAUUAGAACAACAAAAUACAACAGAACGCACAGAUUCUAAUACGCUAUUAGAUACAAUCAGGUGAAGUAAAAAACAGUGAAACACAAAGGACUGGAUAUCUGUUCUCAGGAGACCUGGAGCCAAGAAAGGGAUCCUCCUCCACUCCUGCCCACUGCUGAAUCACGGCCCGACUACCUCUGCCCACCAGAGACUACUGGCACAUCCUUUCUCUUCCUUUUCUGAAUAGGAAGGUUUAUUGAGGUUUCACUUACUUGUUCCACCAUGUCUUGUGGGGACUCCACAGGGCUAAGAACCGGAAUUCUCCUGCGAUCCCACUUGUGACUAAAGCCUUGGGUGGGACUUUCUCUUUUUCAGGGGGGAGCAAGUGUAUUUUGUGUGAACAAAAGAGGGACAAAUUAUUUCUGAUGGAAGCUGUAUUGUCCUAUAUUGUAAACGAUUCAAAUUAAUUAUCACCCUAAUGAAAUUACGUAUCUCUGCCCUUCGGUAUCAGGCAUGGGCCUUGGCUUGAGGCAACACUUCAAAUCAGGGAUCGAAAUUCCUUGCCUGAUCUAUGAUAGGCUUGGCUUUGUGAGUUCCUUGGUCAAUUUGGUGUGAGUAGAGAUGACACGUUUAAAUUUAUUUUUUAUUUUUAUUUAUUUAUUUUUUUGAGAUGAAGU